Molecule: messenger RNA, 4431 nt
Organism: Engraulis encrasicolus (European anchovy)
Lineage: Eukaryota; Metazoa; Chordata; Actinopteri; Clupeiformes; Engraulidae
Product: interferon-induced very large GTPase 1-like
Exons: 5
Coding region: 1-4431 (1476 amino acids)
Molecular function (GO): GTP binding; protein binding
Source: RefSeq, a predicted model, not a curated record
AUGGCUCUGAAAUAUGAGGUAACGGUGCCACCUAGUGGGAUUUCUCCUGCAGAAAAUUUGAACCUGAUCUCAGUUACUCCUGUGUCUGCUUACAUUACUUGGAAUAAAUCACCUGAGAUGAAGCACAUCUCAGUGAAGUUCCGGAUCUCCUGUGAAAGCAAAGACGGAAAGGCACAUUGCUUGUCUACAGAGUCAUGCAGCGCUCUCCUUAAAGGCCUGAAGCCUCAAACUGAGUACACAGUGACCGUGUACUCAAAACAGAGUGGAGUAAAGAGCAUCAAAUCUGACAUUAAAUUCAAAACAAUUGCAAAUCAGGAGAGAUGUCUUCAGGAUUUGGGACUUUUCAAACAUCUUAACAAGAAAAUGUCUUCCACCUCAAUGCUGAAAAUAAGCCGCAAUACAAUUUACAAACAAACGUGUGAGUCCCUAAAAGAUCUCCCACUGUAUCGAAUAAGAAAACUGAUGUGGUGUAAUGUAUCAAGCAGUUGUGCAAGUGUUUUGGACAAGAAAACAGGUUUAACUGAGAAGGUCAAUCCACUGGACUUGACAACAGCAAUUUUCCAUUGCUCAGAUCCCUUCCUUCAGCAGACACUGUGCUCAAAAAUGUCCCAGUGUCAGCUAGCUGUCCCCUUACUGUUGCCUAACUGUGACACGCAGCAGAGCACACUGAUGGUGUGGGCAAUGAGAGAUAUUGUUAAAACAUUUAAAUCAUAUGGCACAAUGGAACACAGUGUUGCAACAAAACCCAUGCCAUUAGUGUCAUUUGUCAAGCUAGGAAAGAGUAGUUUAUCAAAAUCUUCAUAUCUGAAUAGGAUUGUCAGUCCAACAGGACAGAGCAAUGACACAUUCGUGCAUUAUAAUAUGGAGUGUGGAGAUGUCCCCCGAAAGAUCUCAGAUGGGUUGGUAGAGAUCAGCUGGUCUUUGCCUUCAGGGAGAACACACAUUGAUGUGUUCCAGCAGCCAGUGGCUUUUGCGAACCUGAGAGGCGACAUCAGGAUGUUUGAAACACAAUUAUCUUUCCUUUGCCAGACAUCUGCUGCGGUCUUUGUCUUCACAAAUGAUUCAGAAAAAGAUGUCAGCAUUUUGACAAACAAUGAGAAAACAUCGAAGCUACAUAUGGUGGUACCAGAAUGCAAUAACAAGGAUGGCUCAUACAGCUUAGUCAGAAGAAAGAAUAUGUCGGUUGAUGUCAUCAUCAAGGCUGAACAGAAUGAAUCUGAGUUCACCACCACUCUGUGCGACAAGAUUGCUUACAUUAUUCGGAAACAGGAAAGCUCAAAGUCUUUGGAGUCCAUGACAGAAAUUGCUCGCAAGAAUGGGUUACUUGUAGAUGAAAACUGCUCUGAAUGUGAUAAAGGCCGCAUGUUGAGCAACAAUAUUCUGACUGGCAUAAAAGACAUCACCAAAUUUAAAUCUGAGGUUUUGCUAUGCCAGGGACAGGCAUGGAAAGAAAUAAGUAGCUUGGAAAGGGAAAAAUGUCAGCUAAAAAGGUCAGGACGAGAAGACAUUGAACAUUACAAGAGUCACCUGAACAAUGAGGUGACCAACCGUAGAGCAAAGCAAUGUGGCACUGAAUUAAGCAGAUACAUCACUUACUUCACUGAGGGAAUUUCAAAGAAAGGAGCAGAAAGAAACUAUUUCUUGAAAUCAUUAAGGAUGUCUCUAGAUAGGUUGACACAAGAGAAAAUGUCUGAACUGACAGAGAAAUUUAAAACUCUCCAGGAGCACCCUGAAAAGAAAGAGGAAGCCCGGAGGAUAAAACUGCAAAUCCCUCAGUGCUCACUUGGACUUGAACACUUCUUCAGGGAAGUAGGACAGUUGUAUGAGUCAGCAUGUCUCUCUCCAGACUCACAAAGAGCCAAACAACUCCAAUGUCUACCAGAAAUGUGUGCUCAAUUACUGCUGGAGGGAUACCCUCUGGAGUUGCUGGAUGGAGAUGCGUCAAACAUCCCUCUCAAGUGGAUUGAAGAUAUCUUUAACAGCCUCAGCAACUUGGUGAAACAUACAUGUGUAAUAUCUGUUGUGUCUGUCUUGGGUGUCCAGAACACAGGAAAGUCUACUCUGCUAAAUACCAUGUUUGGAGUUCAGUUUGCUGUCAGCAGUGGGAAGUGCACUAGAGGAGCCUUCAUCCAGCUGCUCAAAGUUUCAGACAGUUUCAGACGAGAGCUCAAGUGUGAUUACAUUAUGAUCAUAGAUACAGAAGGACUGAAAUCACCUGAAUUAAAAGACCAGGUUGACAGCUAUGUGCAUGACAAUGAGCUAGCAACCCUUGUAAUAGGGCUAAGUGAUGUCACAAUCAUCAACAUGUCAAUGGCUGAUGUAACACAGAUGAAGGAUAUUCUGCAGAUUGCUGUACAUGCCUUCCUCCGAAUGAAGGAAGUUGGUAAGAAACCUAGAUGUCUGCUUGUUCAUCAGAGUGUGGGAGAUGUGUCAGCCUUCGAUAAUAAUUGUUUGGACAAACAAACAUUAAUUGAGGAACUUAAUGGAAUGACAAAUGCUGCAGCAAGGAUGGAGAAAAAAAAGGAUGAUGUGUUCUUUACUGAUGUAAUGGACUACGAUCCUGUGAAAGACACCUUCUACAUCCCUGCACUUUGGCAGGGAACUCCACCUAUGGCAUUUGUCAGUGCAGGCUACAGUGAUGCAGUGUAUGAGCUGAAGAAAGCCUUGAUAAGUGCCCUGAAAGAUAUUCGGAGAGAAAAACAUGAUUUGUUUAAAUUCUGGCAGAUGACAAAAGACUUAUGGCAAGCUGUAAGAUAUGAGAACUUCAUCUUCAAUUUCAAGAACAGCCUUGUGGCAGAAGCCUAUGCAAAACUAUGCCGGGAGUGGGAUAAAUGGGAAUGGGCAUUUCAGAAGGAAAUGUACGACUGGAGCCUGGAGGCAGAAGUUCAAAUCUCAAACUGUGGCAUGACAGACACAGAGUUCAAGGUACCAUUGCUGAGUGAAUUCAUGCUUGAGGCAUCGGAAAAGCUUGAUGUGGAGGAGAGGAAAAUUCUGAGUUCUUUGCAGCUCUAUUUUGAUACCCAAACCAGCCAUUCAUAUCUGAUUGAAAGGUACAAAGAAGACUUCAAGAACAAUAUUACCUCUCUAAAGAGGACGACAAAAGCUUCUAUUCAAUCCGGACUACAGGUUGCUAUAGACAUCCAAAAUGGGAAGAAACGACUUAGAAUGAUCCACAUCACUCAGUCACAAGCCAUCACAGACAAGACUUUGGAUUUACUUAAAUCCGUCAAAGACAGGAAGUCUGGUGUUCGUGAUGAAGUACUUAGAAAAGAGUUUGACCAUAUGUGGACCAAAACAAAGUCUGAGUUUCCAUGCUAUGAAUUACCCAAGAAGGAUGUGGUAAUAGAUGCUUUUCAAAUACUUCAGAUGGAUCUGAAAACAUAUCCUGGUUAUAUUCAGAAGGUCUUAAUUGAGGAAAAGCUACCAGAAUCACAGGAAGAUCAUUUCCAAAAUGUAUCAGAAACUGUCAUCAAAGCAGGUGAAAACCUCAUUUUCACAAAAGCAGGACAAAAAGCUGAUUAUAAAUCUGAACACUUACAAGAGCUUCUCCACACCAUCAAUGAAGAGUUACAAAAACACGACAUAGGCUGGAUACUUGAAAAAGUUGUACGAAGAAUGUCAAAGAACAACAAAUUGCUGCAAAUGGAGAAAGCUCUUAUUGAUGGUGUCUUGAGGAACGUAACUGACGUAGUCAAAUCUUUCAUAAACAGGCCUAGCAGGAAGGUGAGGAAUGUAUCAGAGUUCAUCAAGCAUAUCUGUCGUGAACUGAAACUGAUUUUGCCAGAUGAUGCGGUCCAAGAUCUUAUGAUCAUGAAGAGCGAAUUUUACAAGAGGACAGGAGAGUUUGCUAGCCACCUUAAGGACCACAUUGAAAGCCCAUAUUUUAAGGAAUAUGUCUUAAACGAACUGAGCCUUGGGACACUGCAAGCAGAUUAUGUGGAAACAAGGCUAAGAUCUCUGAACCCAAAGCCCCAAGACAUACUGUUUAAAUCAUUGUUUGGCUGUGGAAAGCAGUGUCCUUUCUGCCAAGCACCAUGUGAAGCUGGUGGAAGUGAGCACAAAGAACAUUUCUCCACCAUCCAUCGCCCUGAAGGUAUAAUUGGAUGUCAUACAGGAAACACCAAGGUCUUAAAAACAGCCAUUUGUUCAUCUAAUGUGAUGGGUAAUGGGACAUUUAGCAGCAAGGAAACGGGCCGGAAGUCCAAACCCUACAAGGAAUAUAGGAGGUUCUACCCUGAAUGGUAUAUACCCGCAGACUCUACCAUUGAGGCCUCUGCCUACUGGAAGUUCUUUAUGGUCAAAUUUAAUGACCAGAUUGCAAAGCACCAUGGUUUAAAUCCUGCCAUCAUACCUGAUGAUUGGAAAGCUUUGACGAAAGAUGAUGCAUUGAAAGGCUUACAAAAAGCCUUUCGAAAGGUUACACAAUUUUAA